AAAGUAAAAGAGAUUGGCUUCAGUUUCUUGGCAUACUCGAACUCAAUCAGUAGGCCUUGCAGAGCGCAGUGAUCAUUUUACAGUAGUUGAGCUGGUUUGGUGUGUUUUGUUAGUAUUUCUUGAUUCAGGCGCGUGCUCGUAACUCCUAAGUCCACAAUAGUGCAAGAAUCCACCAACCAUGCAGUUGAUCGUUUCGGUUCUGGUUUUUGCCCUCGUGGCUACUAACGUAGCCUUGCUAAAUGCACAGACCGUGAAGGUGGAAGUAUACUAUGAACAUUUGUGUCCAGACAGCAUCCGUUGGGUGACCAAUCAACUAGCGCCGAAUUAUGACGAUAUAAGGAGUGUCAUUACUAUUGAGUUUAUACCGUUUGGAAAAUCGGUGAGCAUCAACGAUGGAGAGUCUUUCGAGUGUCAACAUGGUCCAGCUGAGUGUGAGGGGAACCGAAUUCAAUCGUGCGUACUACAUCUACUCCCUGAACAGGAUCGACAAGUUUCGUACGUUUCCUGUCAGAUGCAUGCAGAUGCUGAUCCACGUGGGUGGGAGUGUGCCUUCCGUUCUGGAGUAGAUCUGACAGAAACUCAGACGUGCGUAGAAGGUGACCAGGGAAGAUUAUUACAAUUAGAAGCAGAACGCCGCACCCAACAAAUUGCGCCUAGUUUCGUGCCAACGAUUGUUUUCAAUGGGCAAUUCGACCAAACUUUGCAAGAUCGUGCGCAAACCGAUUUUCUGGGAGUCAUUUGCGAAUUGAGUAACAAUGCUAUUGCUACGUGUUAGUUUCUAUUACCGUUUAUUUUCGACGAAUGCCAUAUGAUUUUUUUUAUAUCGUUGACAUUGAAAUACA
This is a messenger RNA of Malaya genurostris, 842 nucleotides long. Its product is annotated as GILT-like protein 1. NCBI's taxonomy places the organism in Eukaryota, Metazoa, Arthropoda, Insecta, Diptera, Culicidae. The record is from RefSeq and is a predicted model, not a curated record. The transcript has 5 exons. Gene Ontology annotation, molecular function: oxidoreductase activity, acting on a sulfur group of donors, disulfide as acceptor. Bases 179 to 775 code for a protein of 198 amino acids.